Molecule: messenger RNA, 282 nt
Organism: Lichtheimia ornata
Lineage: Eukaryota; Fungi; Mucoromycota; Mucoromycetes; Mucorales; Lichtheimiaceae
Exons: 2
Coding region: 1-282 (93 amino acids)
Source: RefSeq, a predicted model, not a curated record
AUGCAUGAACACUGUACAUCAAGCCUUGAUUAUGAGAUUACACCUGUUGAUCCUGAAACUAGCAAUGUGCUCGGCUUGGCCAACUGCACCUUGGGUGUAAGUUUCACGAUCAAGCUUGCCAAUCCCAGAUUUCGCAAUGUCGCCACCAGCCAAACUGGAUCUGGAGGUCGACCUCUUGAAACUUUUUUCGACGACCAAAAAAUAUUUUUUGGGCUGUUUGCGACAUUGAACGCGAAACUUUCACACAAGGUGCUGUUGGCCAAGCCGAGCACAUUGCUCUAA